AUGAUGGAAGCAGCAGAGGAAUAUGGGGACAUGACGUUACCGCUAGAAAGUGAAGGGAAACAGCAGCAGCAAUUGGAACUUCAGAAGGGAAAUCAUGAGGAUCACGAUCAGUUGCCAAAUGUCGAAGAAUACAAGGCUGCCAUAGGUCAUCGCACUGGUGGUGUGGGAUUGAAGGAUAAGCUCAAAAAAGUGAUUGGAAACAUUGGGCCAUCAUCAGCUGACGGGGUGGAAGAAAGAGAAUCCAUUCUUGCUCGCGAUCCAGUGGAACGGAAACAAGAUCCUCCUGAAUUGAGAAAUCAGAAAUAUGAGAUGAUGGCUUAUGAUGACGAGAGGAAUCAUGCCGUUGAAAAUGAAGGUCUGUUCCGAAUUGAUGCUGACGAAGAAAAUGAUGACGAAAAUCAAAUUGUGUCUUUAGAAAUUGAAGAAGAGGGCAGUGAUCAGGAAAAGUACGAAGAGGGUCCAAACAACUGUUUCUGGAAGAGUUGCGGAUUUGUAUCGAUAUGCCUUUUAGCUGCUGUUGUGGUUCAAUUUGUCGUCUUUGGUAUCCAACCAUCUGAAAAGCCACGAGACUUUUUCCAUUUUGUCCAAGGAGACACUGAAGCCUACCUUGCCCUUCGAGAUUACCUCGUAAACGUUGGCUCCGUGUCUCCUCAAACAGCAUUUGACCAAACGACGACACCUCAAUAUCUGGCAGCACAAUGGAUGGCCCAUGGGGAUCCUCUCAAUAUGCCUGUCCCACAAGAAAGGAAUCUCCAAUUUUCGGAACGGUACAUCAUGGCGGUCCUAUUCUUUGCGCUUGGCGGCACGGAAUGGACCCAUGAGUACAACUUUUUGAGCGGGGAUCACAUUUGCACAUGGUUUGAAGAGUUUACUUUACAAGAUGGUUCAUCCGUUCUAUAUGGCAUACACCGAUGUAGGGAAGCUGACAAUGGGGAACUCUAUCCUCAUUCUGUCUUUAUGCCAAACAAUGGUCUUGCUGGAUUCAUCCCGGAUGAAAUUCAAAGUCUGGAAGGUUUGGAAGUCUUCAAUGUCAUGUUCAAUCCAAACAUUGUCGGGACCAUACCAGAAGCCUUUGCUACUAUGGAUUCACUCACUCACUUGGCCUUGCAAUGGUGCAACUUGGACGGGACGAUCCCCACCUGGAUUGGUACCAUGACAACCUUACAGUAUCUAGGACUUGGAAACAACUUGCUCGAUGGAACAGUACCUGCGGAAAUCAAUAGUUUGAGUCGAUUGGAAUUGUUGGGUCUAGAUGACAAUGACUUGUUUGGAAGUAUUGAUAUCUUUGCACCACUUUCGAAUUUAAAGAGUCUUUAUUUGGAGAACAACUUUUUCAACGGUACCAUAUCGGAGACAUUGAUGCAAGGAUGGCCAAAGAUGGAAGAACUGGAUCUUAGCGAAUGUGGCUUUACUGGUUUCCUCCCGACGACACUAUUCAACAACAAUCCCCAGCUCAAGGUUCUCGAUUUACAUGGAAAUGAAUUUGCUGGGCCAUUACCCAACAUGAUUGAUACCAACACCGAGUUGGACUUCCUUGCCCUGCAUCGAAACCGUUUAGAGGGCUUUGUACCCAACAGUUUUAAAAAUCUGGAAGCUCUUCAUCACUUGGAUCUGAGUGAAAAUUUAUUCGAAUCAACUCUUCCCGAAGAAUUGGGGGAAAUGACGGCACUGGAGUAUUUGUUUACCGGUGACAAUAACUUUGUUCCUGCCGAAGUUCCCAAGUUCUUGAUCGAAUUGACGAAUUUGAAGGAAUUGAGCAUGAAAAAGAAUCAGCUUCAAGGGAGCAUACCCGAGUUCUUCCUCUACUUGUCGAAUCUGGUAUUUUUGGAUUUCCAUGACAACAAUCUGAGUCAACAGGUCCCACCUGGAUUUGGGAAACUUACCGUUCUUCGGCACUUGAUUCUAAAGCAGAACGCACUCACUGGGCAGCUCCCCGCAGAAAUGGGACAAAUGACCAACUUGCAAGUACUGCUGAUGGAGCAAAAUAGUUUUGAAGGUACCGCUGAUGCACUUUGUUCUGCCACAUCGUUCAAGGUGGAAACGUUUGUGGCCGAUUGUGGAGACCAAUUCGUACAAAUCCCAACAGAGAAUCCUGGUAAUGUUGGAGACGACAAUCCCACUAUAUCUCCCAGCGCUGCACCGGAUACUGGAGUUAUUGACGAUCAACCUACCGGUGGCACGUUCAUCACAACUGCGCCGACACCAGCCACAAGUCCGAAUGACGGUCCAACAGCAGCAGAUCUCAUACCCACAAUUGCUUCUUCAGUUCCCACACCAUUUGACGAUGAUAAGGUCUUUACUCCAUUGCCCACCACCAGUCCGCCGGUCUUUGAUGAUGAUCCAGUUGUCAACAACCCUCCUGUUGGCAACGAUGUAGGAGGUGAAGGAGACGGAGGGCUCGGUCAAUUUGAUGAUUUGGGCCCAGCUGACGAUUUACCGGGCAAUGGUGGUGAUGAUGGCGGUCGCCGGCGAAUGGUGGCUGGCCAAAUUGACUGCUCUUGCUGCACAAUAUGUUGCGACCCAGGUGAUGCAACAUGCAACAAUUGGGAUUGGAAGGGAAAUCUGGAUCCCAUUUGGGAACAUGGAUACAAAAGACGCCGUUAUUCAUACGAUCUUGGUCCAGUGGUUUGGCUUCCGUAG
This is a messenger RNA of Cylindrotheca closterium, 2640 nucleotides long. NCBI's taxonomy places the organism in Eukaryota, Bacillariophyta, Bacillariophyceae, Bacillariales, Bacillariaceae. The record is from the annotation of a GenBank genome assembly.